This is a messenger RNA of Durio zibethinus, 468 nucleotides long. The record is from RefSeq and is a predicted model, not a curated record. Lineage: Eukaryota; Viridiplantae; Streptophyta; Magnoliopsida; Malvales; Malvaceae.
CUUUUCCUCCUGCUUAUAAGGAGCUCCUUUCAUGAUAUACCUCCCAUACUGCUCCUUGACUUCGAGUAAUCUUCUUUGAGAGAAACAACCCAUCUUUUCCCUUCCAGCCUUUUUCCAAGUUCCAAUUUAUUCACCCUUUCUUUCAAAUUCAGGCACUGACAUAGUUCUUUUUUUCAGUUGUUGUAAUUAGAUUUUCACGAAUGUCAUCCAAUUCUCUCGCUUCUUCACGUACCUCUAGCUCCUCCUGGACAGCAAAGCAAAACAAAAUGUUUGAGAAGGCUCUGGCUAAAUAUGAUCAGGACACUCCUGACCGCUGGCAUAAUAUUGCUAAGGCUGUGGGUGGAAAGUCAGUUGAGGAAGUCAAGCUGCACUAUGAGCUCCUAGUCAGGGAUCUCAAAGACAUUGAGUCUGGCCGCUACCCUUAUCCAUAUCCAAGUGGGAGCAGCAACUAAAGCGGUCAGUAUAAAA